Aureobasidium melanogenum CBS 110374 is the source of this 450-nucleotide messenger RNA. RefSeq lists its product as uncharacterized. The transcript is spliced from 2 exons. Bases 1 to 450 code for a protein of 149 amino acids. The record is from RefSeq and is a predicted model, not a curated record. Lineage: Eukaryota; Fungi; Ascomycota; Dothideomycetes; Dothideales; Saccotheciaceae.
AUGAAGUUCACUGGUGUUGCAACUCUUGCCUUUGUUGGCGCCGUCGCUGCUCAGAACUGGACUGCUCCCGCUGUUGGCGGCGGCGUUCCUGCUCAGAACUGGACUGCUCCCGCUGGAAACUCCAGCAUGGUCUGGACCACCGAAGUCGUCACCGAAUUGACCACCGUAUGCCCUGCCCCAACCGCCGGCGACUAUGUCACCACCAUCGGCAGCAGUGAAUACACCAUUUCCAAGGAAACCACCAUUACCGCUGCCUGCCCCUGCACCAUCUCUUCUGAGGUUCCUGCCAAGACCACGCCCGCCGGCGGUGUUGUUACCUCACCUGCUGGUGGCAAGCCGAACGGCACUGCUACCACCCCCAAGCCUAUCUAUUACACUGGUGCUGCUGCUCACGUCGGUGCUGGUAUGGGUUUCCUCGGUGCUGCUGCUGGUGCCGCUAUGCUUUUGUAA